AAAUGCAGUUCGUCCCUCUUAAAACCUGUACGUUUCAUCACAUGACCCGUCCUGCAGCAACACCUGAGUCCUCCAGUAUCCCAGCGUGCAGUGGGAGACUGGUCCUCCAGCAUCCCAACGUGCUGCGGGAGACUGGUCCUCCAGCAUCCCAGCGUGCUGCGGGAGACUGGUCCUCCAGCAUCCCAGCGUGCAGUGGGAGACUGGUCCUCCAGCAUCCCAGCGUGCAGCGGGAUACAGGUCCUCCAGCGUGCAGCGGGAAGGUUAUCGGCGCCCGGCCUAGAUUCAGGGCUCUCCGAUGCGGGUUAUGUGAGAAACCCGCGGUCGGGGGGACCCGGGUGAUGGCCAGUGGACGGACUGCGGCCCGGGGAGGGAGUGCCACUGAAAAUUGUGCGUCCAUCUCAAAAUGGAAGAGCGUUUUGUCCAGAGUGGGUUCCUCCCUGUCCAGCCUGUGCCCCCUGGACAUGUUUCAAAGAGCUCAGAAGAAGUCUGCACUACCACGGAAGAUCCUCAGGGAUCGGGCCCAGUCCAACAUCUCCAGAAACACGGAGUGGCCGUUCCCCCAAUUCAUCUCUCUCUUCUUUCCAGUAUUCACCUUCCGAUCACAGCGGCUGGAGCAGGAAUUCCAGGACAUUGAGCUCAUCACCAAAGGCUCCAUUGGACCGAUUCUGAAAGUCUGUAAAAGGACCGAUGAGCAGACCUACGCUCUCAAGGUACUGCUGAAGACAGAAAUACUUCGACAGCAAAUGCUGCAGCAGUGUAAAGAGGGAGUCACUCUUCAGAAGCAGGUCCACCAUCCGUUUGUCCAGGGCUUACGGGAAUGCUGGCAGACCUCACGCCUACUCUUCAUUAUGUUUGAUUACCACAGCGCUGGAGAUCUCAACAUGCUCUGGAGAGGCUGUCACCCACUGGAAGAGGACACAGUGCGAGUGUUUGCAGCCGAGUUAGGUUCCGCUAUCGGAUUCCUCCACGAUUUCGGUGUUAUUCACCGGGAUGUGAAGAUGGAGAAUGUUCUUCUGAAUGAACGAGGUCACCUCAAGUUGACGGAUUUUGGCUUUAGCCGCAGACUGUGUCGGGGAGAGAGGGCUUACACCAUCUGUGGAACCAUGCAGUACAUGGCUCCUGAGGUAUUACAGGGUGGUCCGUACGGCCAUGCAGCUGACUGGUGGUCCCUCGGAGUCCUCCUCUUCGCUCUGCUCAUUGGCAAGUUUCCAGUUGAGCCACAGUGUGAUCACACCUCGAUGCUGCUGAGUGUGGAGCGCACAGACAUGAAGCCACCAUCCUGCGUUGUCAGCCAGGCCCUCAGUUUCCUGCUCACAGAGGUAGGUCACACUCACCACCAUCUUCCUUUGGUAAUCCUCCUCUUCCAUUCUCAGUGCAGACCCAGCCCUCACGGUGAUCCCCUCUCCUCUCCCAGUCUCCCAUCCACUGCACCCUGUGUGUCACUGACACCCCCUCUGGCUCUGACCCUCACUCAAAGCAAGAGCAGGGCAACAGAACACUGGCAGCUGGCUCACUGAAUCAGUGUUUUCCCUGGCUGUGGGGAGGGUGAAAUAUAAACGAGAGGAAUUCUGUCUGCACCGCCCCUCCAGCUGAAUUGCCUGCUGGUGCCCUCGACGGUAUCACACAGCUGCUCCAUAUGGUGAGGACUGGUCAGGGAGGGGGAGGAGAGAAGGUG
This is a messenger RNA of Chiloscyllium plagiosum (whitespotted bambooshark), 1675 nucleotides long. The record is from RefSeq and is a predicted model, not a curated record. Lineage: Eukaryota; Metazoa; Chordata; Chondrichthyes; Orectolobiformes; Hemiscylliidae.